This is a messenger RNA of Trypanosoma theileri, 2622 nucleotides long. RefSeq lists its product as uncharacterized. The transcript has a single exon. The record is from RefSeq and is a predicted model, not a curated record. NCBI's taxonomy places the organism in Eukaryota, Euglenozoa, Kinetoplastea, Trypanosomatida, Trypanosomatidae. The coding region runs from base 1 to 2622 and encodes 873 amino acids.
AUGCAGAGAACAAUUCUCUCUCAUUCUCAGCUGCUGCGUGCAGUGAAGCCCAUUCCACACUUCAAACCAGUUCCAUUCAAACAAGAGAAGUUUCUCUCCAUGAAGAGCCGUAAUGUGGGAACUUACUUUCAAGCACGGCAGCGUAUUCUUAAAAGAUCCACCGCCGUACUGGAACAACAAAAACAAAAACAAGAGGGGAAACAGACGGAGAGUAGUGGACACUCUGGCGGAUUAACAUCAUCCAAAAGCCAUGAUCAUCAUCACAAUAAUAAUAAUAAUAAUAAUAAUAAUAUGAGUUUGAAUCAAGAACGAGUCCUUGUGGGAACACCUAUUACAGCACAUAUGGCGGAUGAAAUAGAUGUGUGGAAUCGAAACCUUAAAAACUUAGAGGCCCUUCAGGGAUUUGUUCUCACAGAUGAAUUAAUUUACGAUGCUAUUUCUAAAAAUAUACAUUUAGGAGCUUUCCCUUAUUUUUUAGAUUGGUUGCGUAAGGCUGCACAGGAAGAACGAGUUCCUAUUCCUCUUUCUGUAAUGUCUGACUUGCGUAUAUAUAUAGACUUUGUACAAUCUAUGCUCCCUUCUAGUAAUGCAAGUUUAAUGAUAUCACCGGAGAGAUUUAUUGGACCUGUGGCUCUUGAGACUCCGUUAUCGAAAGAGGAGGAAAAGGAGGAAAAAGAAAAGAGAAGUGAGGGACUUUUUUUUCUUCUUUUUCUUCCUUUGGUAAAUCCAUCUCCUUAUGUGCGUUAUCUUUUAAAGGAAAUGUAUAUUCCUGUCUGGGAGUGUUUAUACCAAUUAGGACUUCUUCCAAAAACAACAGGAACAACAAUAGAAGGAGAGGAAGACUCUGAAAUUGAUUGGAAUCGUUUAGUACGGGAGAAUGUGAGUAAAGAUAAAGUCUCUGAUAUCUUGCAGCACAUCUCCUCAACUGUUGUCUCUGUUAAUAAUAAUAAUAAUAAUAAUAAUAAUAAUAAUAAUAAUAAUAACAAAAGUCGACCAAGCAAUCGUAAUCUUAACAAGAAUAGUGACAGUCAUGAAAGAGAAGAUGAGGAAGGACUAAAUGGAUUACAGGCCUAUUUAGAUGUUUUUCUCGCCCUCGCCCAGUGUGCAGCUGAGGCGAAGGAAUUCCAUCUUCUUCUUCAAUUACAAUUCUUCUUUUGUACUUUAUUUGUCGAAGAGAGAAAUAAUAAUAAUAAUAAUAAUAAUAAUAAUAAUAAUAAUGGUAGUACUACUACCGAUGGGUCUUUGUGUAGAUUGAGAGAAGAAGUAUGGUGCCAAAGUGCUGCGGAUGUUGAACGACUCCAUCAAUUUGCGAAUGAAUUUCUCUCUGCUGUUUAUUAUGGCCGACACGCCUAUCGAAGUGAGUUGGCCUUGGGAGAUUAUGUGAGCUUUAUUCAUAAAGAUAACACUGGAGAGAGUGGAAAUGAUGAAAAGAUUACAGAGAUAAAGAAUAUCCAAAAGAGAAGAUGGGAGAAUGGAGAGACGGCAGAGGAAGGAGAAGAAGAAGAAGGAGAAAAUGGAUCUAAUGAAGAAGUAGAAAAAGAAGAAAUAGAAGAAGAACAGAGAAAUGAUAAAUCUAUGGAUUCCUCAUUUCUAAAAAUAACAUUACAAGAGGCUAUAGAUAAUGUUCUGAAGGAUUUACUUCGAAAUGAAUCUUUAUCACUAUUGGAUGCUUCUCUAUAUGCGGCAUUGGCAUUACAAGACGGAUCCCUUAUUCCAAUCUCUACUACUUCUACUACUAAUAUUAAUAAUAAUAAUAAUUCAAUCAGUCGUUUUUCUAAUGUGGAAAUUGAGUGGAUGCGAAUAUAUUGUGACUUGACUCACCGUUCUCAUCUCGGAGAGAAUGUGAUGAAUACAUUAGAGUCUUUAUUUAGUCCUGAUGGCGUUUUUGUAAAGAGCAUGAUGGAAACAUUUGGGAAUAAUAAUAACAAUAAUAAUAACAAUAAUAAUAAUGAUGAUAUUGUAGGACAAGAGUGUUUUCUAGCAUUGGUGGUGGAGUUAAUUAUUACAGUGGGAACUAUGCCCUCUAUAUAUACAGUGGAAGAAGAAGAAAAAGAAGAAAAAGGAAUGAUGCUAUUACGAUUGAUAGAGACAUUCCUCUCACGUUUGAAGGAAAUAAAGAAGAAGGAGCAAUCCUCAUCCAUAUUAUUAUUACCAGUUUACAGUGCGGCCUCUUUCAUACUGUUAUUAUCUCCUUUUCUUACCAAAAAGAAUAUCUCUCUGAAAGGCAAUGAAAAUAAUAUACAGAAAGAAGAAAUGUAUUCUAUUCCUAAUAAAACAGCCAUGUCUAUUUUGUCUGAUGUGAUGAUAAGUAUAAUGGAACAACCCACGAGAUUUGGAAAUGCAUAUAGUGCUGUUUUCAUAGUACUUGUCCAUACGGAAUUAUGGGAUGAAGUCCUGCAGUUAUUGCUCAAGUUAGAUACAGUAAUAAUAAUAGAAAAAGAAGAAAAAGAAAAAGAAGAAAUAAAAAGAAAUAGUAUUGGUGAAGAACAGCAGCAGCAGGGAAUGAGUAGUGUGUUGAUGGACCAACGGGUGUACGCAUGGAUCUUUCGAAAGGCUCGAGAUGUGGGGAGAGUGGAUAUUUGUUUAUUCCUGCGCCGUACAAGGGAGAAGCUUUUUUAUUAG